UGUUAUUUACCCUGCGCCGCAGAAAUAAACGCACAUUUUGCACCAGAAACGCGUUUUAAAGCACCCCCGCGUUUGCACGACACCUGGGCGUUUUGUGACAGUUUACGCUCAUUUACGGCGCCGCAAACCGGUACGAAGCGUCGAACCUUCGAAAUAAGAGCACAAUGUUUUCCGCGCUUUUCGGCACUACAGAAACAGUCAUCUGGCCUCUCUAGUCGCGCUGCUACCCGCUCCCCUCGCCUCCCAGGCGGCUUGUACUCGAGAUGAAGUGUCCAUUAAGCCUCUCGGUUCGAUAAACCAGCACCAGAGAUAAAGACACAAUAAGAGUUGAAGAAACUGCACAGACAGCAGAGAUGACUCAGGUCGCCAACCAUGGGAAGCUGCUGCUGCAGCGCCUACACCAGCAGCGUGAGAUGGACUUCCUGUGUGACAUCACCAUCAUGGUGCGGGACGUGGAGUUCAGAGCUCACCGCAACAUCCUGGCCGCCUUCAGCAAGUACUUCUCCACGCAGGCCGAGAAGGGUCAAGAGGUCACGACGCUUGACCCCGACAAGGUCAGCCGCUACGCCCUGGAGAAGCUGUUGGAGUUCAUCUACACCGGACAGAUGAACCUCAGCAGCACCAGACAAGCAGCUGUGCGUCGAGCCGCCGUGUUUCUGGGAAUAUCUGAGGCCACAAAGUAUCUGGUGGAAACCCCCCACUGGUCCGAGCUGAGCGAAACCUCCCAGUCUGAGAUGGAUAAAGAAGCCGGUCUCUCUCCUCCCAGUCCGACGUCUCCGGGCAGCCCGACCUCGCCGGUCCCCCUGUCUAUCAGCGCCGUGGCGGGGGAGAGUCAGGAGGAAGGGAAGGCCGGCGGAGAGCAGGGCGAGGAGGUGAGCCAUGUGGAUAUGGAAGAGGGAGAGAAGAGCGAUGCCGAAUACACCCCCGCCACGCCGAAGAGCACUGGAAGAGGAACGGGGAGGAAGAGAGGCCGGCCAAAAAGAUUCAGUGGUGAGAAGGCGGAGGCGAGCAGCUCGGCCGACGGCACGCCGAAAACCCAGGGCUACAGGGGGAGGGGGAGAGGCCGAGGGAGGGGGAGGGGGAGAGGCCGAGGGAGGGGGAGAGGGAGAGGCGCCAUCAAGAGGGAGGAAGUGUUUAUGGAUGAUUCAGACGGGAGCGUGAAGGACUUCGGGGAUUUCUCCGAGGACUGGAGCCCCUCCCAGGAGGACGACGACGACUUCAUGGUGAAGAAGCCCCGAUUAAGCAGCGGGGAUGGGCGUAGGGGGCGUGGUCGCGGGAGGGGGCGGGGCAGAGGGAGAGGCCGGGGCGGGGAGGAGGGGGAGGUCGGGGAUCCGUCGGAGAUGGACGAGCUGUCGCUGUCGUGCACCGAGUGCAACAAGAUGUUCAAAGACGUGAGCAGCCUGCGGCGGCACGAGAAGAUCCACAAAGGCCUGAAGCCGUUCGUCUGCAUCUUCUGCUCCAAGAACUUCAGGCAGGCCACGCAGCUGAAGACUCACCUGCGCAUCCACACAGGCGAGAAGCCGUUCAACUGCUCCGACUGUGACAAGUGUUUCGCUCAGAAGUGUCAGCUGGUCGCUCACCGUCGGAUGCACCACGGAGAGGAGAAGCCCUACACCUGUGAGCGCUGCGGCUUCAAGUUCGCUACCUCGUCCAACUACAAAAUACACAUCAGACUGCACAGCGGGGAGAAACCGUACGUCUGUGACAUCUGCGGCCAGGCGUUCGCUCAGUCCAGCACGCUGACGUACCACAAGCGGCGGCACACGGGAGAGAAACCGUACCAGUGCGACCUCUGCGGCAUGUCGUUCUCCGUCUCCUCCAGUCUCAUCGCUCACGCUCGGAAACACACAGGUGAGACUCCGUACAAAUGUUCGCAGUGUGACGGAAGUUUUGUGACGUCUUCUGAACUGAAGAAACACAUGAGGAGACUUCACCCAGAGGGGAACAACGGCGUUCAGUGUCUGCUGUGUGGAAACCGCUUCGCCAGCGUGAAGAACAUGAUCAAACACCAGGAGAAAGCUCACGCCGAUGAAGUACGGCAACACAAGGAGAGAGCCAGAGCAGUCGUCCUCCUGGCCUCCAGUCAUCCCGUAGCUUUCGUUCAGAGCAAACUGACGCAGGAAAACAAAGGCAUGUCUUCCAUCCCGGAGGGCGGAGAGCCUCCCAACCCCGAACCGACCACCCCCAAAGCCCUGCCGAUGUCCUCCACCGACGCCGCUACCACCGCCGCCAUCAUCCAGGACUUCAAGUCGGAGCCAUCUCACACCGCCAUCACCACCUCCUCCACCGCUGCUGCCGACGCCAUCGCCGCCGAACAGGUGACCUUCGACCCCGACCAGGAGCAGACCAUCAACUCGGACACGCUCCACGCUUUGGUGGAGCAGCUGCGGCCGCCGCCGUCUCCGGCCCAGAACCUGGAGCAGAUCGUCAUCAUCAGGACGGUGGACAACGGCGAGCACAACCCUCCUCAGCAGUGAGUCACAGCGGCGCUCACGGACAAUCGGUCUCCUGCAAGAGAAAUGUAGCCUGUUUCAUUACAAUCUCACAGUUACGUCUGUUAUUUUUACAGUAAUAACGAUUCACGUACCUCGUUAAUGGAUGUAAACAAACCUCCAGGUUAGAGAAACUCUUUCAAACGAAGAUGAAAUGGGGAAAUUCUCCGUCGUAAAUGUCCAUCAUCGACUUCCUGUUUCAACUUUGACCAAUCACACUUACUGUAGUUGCACUGAGGUAUACUUACCAACAUUUCAGGAUGCACUCACUUUGAGUUUCACCUCCAAAUAAAUGAGCUUCUAGUUAUUAUUACUCGUAGCAACUACAGUGAAAACUACAAAAAACAAGACGUCUGAGUUGUAAUCUAGACUGAACCUUUUCACAGAAAGCAUUCGGAGUCUUUGCUCCCAAAUAGAGAGCAGGAAGAUAUCUGAUUUUUAGGAAAACACACAACACAUUUAGCCCUUUUCAUUAAGUUCCUGGUCCUUUUUAAAAGUAUUUUUAGAUGUUUCCAGGAACUAUCGGGGUGGAGUUUUUUUGUCAGAUGAUCCUCGCCGUUCUCGAGUCUUCUACAUCCUUUUUGCAGAAUUCUCUUUCUUGCCGCUUCCAUUCAAACAUCAAAGUUGAACAGUGAGACUUUGUAAUCACUUUAUUGGUCUAAUUUACUAAAUGUUCUGAUACUGAUCCUGAUAAGAUGACUGAGAAUCUGAUUUAAUACAGAUUCUUCUCAAUAUUUCAUUUGUUUGGAGCCACAGAGUUUUGUUUUUGUGUCAUUUUUCUGACACAAAAAUGUUGUUUUUCCAUCUAAGAGAUGAAAAAAAGCAGCAACGCUUUGAGCUUAUAUGUAAAGUUUAGGAAUCAGACUGGAUCGUGGGAGAGAAAGUCUUCAUCGCUGCGUAGCUUUAAGUGAGUUUAGUUUAGAAAAGGGGAUGUUUAAGAACAAUCUGCUAAAAUGUCGAACUCAUGAUAUAAAUGUGUGAAACAUCGCUGAUUCUCUGCUCUACGUGUCUCUCCCCUUUUGGCUUCUGAUUUUCAAAUUUCACCGACUACUAAUUCACCGAAAACCUCGAUACGAACGUUUCUUAUCUGUUGCCGCUCUGAUCUGAUGGAUUAUCUAAUAUAAAUAAACAUUUAUCAGAUAAAUGUGUCAGCUGGUAACACUCUCACACUGUUUUAAUAGAUAACGUAGUCGGUAGACGACGAGCUAUGAUUUUAUUUCAAAGUGUUUGACAUGUGAUGGUGGUUUUAUCAUCAAUGUUGAUGCAAACGAGCUUUUUGUUUCAGUGUUAUAGCGUUUAUUUUUUUUAAAGCAGCUGUUUUAGUAGAAGAGUUUGAAAACUGCAUUAUAUUUCUAUCAACUGUUUUAUGCUUGAUUUCUUUCCUUCUUUCUUCCUCUUUUUUUAUUUUGGAUAUAAAUCGUCUGCAUAACUUGUACAGAAAUGUGAAUCACAUAAACAAGUUCACCGCUGUGUAAAGAACUGAACAACAGCAAAAUAAAAGAAAUAGAAAAAGAAAUAAAAAGGGAGAAUCAGAAGUGUGUUUGUCUUUGUGACUGUGAUGAGAAA
Messenger RNA from Anoplopoma fimbria (sablefish), 4058 nucleotides. RefSeq names its product myoneurin (gene mynn). The record is from RefSeq and is a predicted model, not a curated record. Gene Ontology annotation, molecular function: protein binding; RNA polymerase II cis-regulatory region sequence-specific DNA binding; DNA-binding transcription activator activity, RNA polymerase II-specific. The transcript is spliced from 10 exons. Gene Ontology annotation, biological process: regulation of transcription by RNA polymerase II. Gene Ontology annotation, cellular component: nucleus. Bases 354 to 2477 code for a protein of 707 amino acids. NCBI's taxonomy places the organism in Eukaryota, Metazoa, Chordata, Actinopteri, Perciformes, Anoplopomatidae.